Messenger RNA from Penicillium mononematosum, 4458 nucleotides. RefSeq names its product putative VPS9 domain protein. Gene Ontology annotation, molecular function: guanyl-nucleotide exchange factor activity; SNARE binding; phosphatidylinositol binding. The coding region runs from base 1 to 4458 and encodes 1485 amino acids. The transcript has 5 exons. Lineage: Eukaryota; Fungi; Ascomycota; Eurotiomycetes; Eurotiales; Aspergillaceae. The record is from RefSeq and is a predicted model, not a curated record. Gene Ontology annotation, biological process: translation; early endosome to late endosome transport. Gene Ontology annotation, cellular component: transport vesicle; plasma membrane; tubular endosome.
AUGAGCUCCUUUUCGAUGAGCAAGUUGACCAAGGCAUUGCCUUCGGUAUCCCGCCAAGCUCAGCCUCGAAUCUCCUCCUUGAGCAUCACACGUCCAUUCUCCCACCAAAGGACCUGCUUUGCGCGCAACGAUGGAAGCGACAUUGAGAACCAGAUGCUAAAUCGAGAACCCGAGUCACCUUCCGGUUCGUCAUCGCCGCUUUCUGCAAUCACACAAAUGAUGCAGGGCAAAAGAUCAGGCGCACCGUCCUCGCGCGGUAGCUCUGACUACUCCAGGAUGGCCGAAAGCCUCGAAGCCGACAUGAUCAAGAAUCCCUACGCCGACCGAGCUCCUCCCCACCACCUGCACGUCUACUGCCACAAGCACAACACAAUCCUCACCUUGACACGACCAAAUGGCAGCCCCCUUCUGUCUCUCGGAUGCGGUCAGAUCGGUUUCCGCAAAGCUGGUCGCUCCGGCUUUGACCCGGCAUACCAACUGUCCGCUCAUGUCAUGAAUCAGAUUCAGGAAAAGGGCUUUCUGAUGGAGAUCGAGCGGUUGGAGGUCGUGUACCGUGGGUUUGGAAAGGGUCGCGAUGCGUUCACAAAGGUCUUGCUGGGCCACGAAGGACGACACCUCCGGGGGCUUGUUGCGCGAGUGACCGACUCCACUCGACUCAAGUUUGGUGGUACUCGCAGCAGACACGUCUUGCUAGUUCCAACGACAGAGUCUCUCAUCGGUUCACGCGACCGGGAGACCAACCUGCUAUACUCCGACCUUUGCGCGUCAGAAGAGUUUCUAGGGAGCCAUGUGCUCCGCAUCCCAAUCCAUACUGGCUCUGCGAAUUCCAAAGAGGAAAAUAAUGUGCGAGAAAAUCGAGGAAAAGCGAAGCAGGUUACCACAUUCAAUGGGAGGACGGUGAUCAUCAAGGACAAUUCAGUGUACAGCAACAAAGGAUUCAAGUCACUCACACAAGCUCAACUAUUCUCCGACGUGCUAUACUACAGCCCGUCCAAUGAAUCGCGCCCAUGGCUGAUUUACUACAUCUCUCGCCCGUUGAUCGGAACAUAUGACCCCACGAAGAUCUUACCAGCCGCGGUCCCUGGAACCGAUACCAGCGUCCUCGGGCAAACUAGGCCGGACAAGAAACAUGGAAACGGAGAUUCAAUUGGGACGCCGCCAAAACAAGAGAUCAAAACUUUUGGGGAGCUGCUAGCCAAUUAUCCGAUGAUUGCCAGACAGAUGCAUCCGGGCCUGGAACGAUUGUUCAAAGAGUUUGGGAAAGAACUUGGUAAACCAUUACCACCUCCUCCUUCACGGUCGCCAUCUGCAUCCGGCAGUGAACGCACCCACAAGUUGUCCCGCGCCGAGUCUUGGACAGACGAAAGCUCUUCCAUUCGCAGCUGGUCGUCGCGCAGCAGAGGACGAUUGCCGUUCAACUCCGAGGAAUAUUUCGAGGACGACGAAGAUCUCAUGCGUCGAAGCUUAGAAACCGCGGUGACUGCUGCCAUUGAUCUUUUCCGCCUCGUUGACAAGCAGCAAUUAUCGUUGCUUGGCGCGACUACUGAUCUCACCGGUCCUCUAGUAGAGCGACUAAUAGAACGUUAUGUCGCCGAGCAAGUUCACGAGCCACUGCUUUUCCCCCGUCUUUGUUCAUUCCGCCAGCCAGAGGACACAGAGCUGGAUUCCCGCAUUCGCCAGAUGGAGAGCAUUGAUGUGUCUCAGGUCGGAAUCUCUGUUGAAGGUGGACGUGAUGGGAAACGAGAACUUAUUCGCCGCCUUGGGCGGGCCGUUGAAGAAUUUCGAAAGAUCAAUGACGCUCGUUGUCCCCAUGAUAUGCUGAACACUCUCCUUGAAACAGUGAAGGUUAUCUCCUUCCCUGGAAGUUAUGAUCAGAUGGACGGCUCGGCAUCUGAGAAGGGAACUCCCUCUGUCACGAUCAACGCCGAUGUCUUGGUGUCGUUGUUGCUUGUUGUUGUCAUUCGUUCUCAAAUACGGCAUCUCCAAGCUCGAUUGUUGUACAUGCAGCACUUUAUUUACAUCGAUGACGUGGAUAAUGGCGAGAUGGGAUAUGCCUUGAGUACAUUUGAAGCUGUUUUGAUGUAUCUCGUGACCGAUUCCGCCGGAUUACGGCGUGCCAGUGUCCGGAACAGACGCUUGUGGCAAGCAACAAAGGCUGGCAGGAUAUCGGAUAUGAAGUCCAUACUGGAACCAAACGAAGAUCAUGAAACAAUAGACGACACGACUCCACCGGAACCGGAGCGAAAAUCUGUACUGUUCCAGACAGAUGAAUCUGAUGAGCUAGAUGAUCUCCCUCUCGGGCACUCUUACACGAGUCAUACGAAUGGCGACUCAUACCUGGAUGAAGCUGUUGUCGAUGCACCGCCGCUAUCCCAUGUGUUCCCAUUCCAAACAUGGGAUGAUCUUUCCGUUGUCCAAGAAUCUCACCCGCACCGUCCAAUCAAGAAGGUCUCAAUGGACGUUCGCAGCCUAUCAGAAUCAUCAGCCGUCUCAUUCAUCUCCCGGACUGCAACCCUCGGAUCCAUGGCCAGUGGCAUUGAAGGUGACAACUCGAUAGAGACCUUGACAAAAACCCAAGACCCUGCUGGUCAUUCCAUACCGAUGAUGGCAGUGGAGGCCCGUCAGCCCGAGGCUUUGAAGUAUCUGUUGACUCUAGAAGAAUACUACCCCUUGGAAGAAAUCAUCCAAGACACCAACGCCGAUGGGACCACGCUAUUAAACGCUGCGGUGCAGCUCGCACACACUGAGAUAGUCAAGAUUCUCCUGGACUUCCUAUUUGCAAAGACAGAUACAAGUGUGGUUGCGUCCUACUUGACCAAAUCCGACGUCCACGGUCGCACUGUUGCUCAUUAUCUUUUCAGCACACCCUCGCUCCUAGGGAGACUUGGUAGCAUCAUCCCAUGGCGACAACGAGACAAGCAUGGACAAACACCGCUCUUUGCACUCUGUCGGUCGUAUGAUCAUCCGGAAUACAAAUCAAUGGUUCAAGCCGCUUUGACUGCAGCGCAAUGGGCACAAGGUGACAACAAACCACUUCAGCUUGACGAUCAUGUCGACACGAAGGGGAAUACACUGCUACAUAUUGUUGGUGACCCUGAGAUUACCCGGCGCAUAUUGCAGGACAGCGAUUGCGAUCCUAAUGCGACUAAUGACAAGAGAUUUACCCCAUUAAUGAUGGCCAGCAAAGUCGACGUCCAUGUCAAAGAAGCCCGUGGUUUGACAGCUGUGGAAUUGGCCAAGGAUGAUGAGGUGCGAAAUCGCAUUGACGAUUUGAUCUUGUUGUCCCAUCCUCCAUCGGCCUGUGGAGAUCCCUCGGGUCGUGUCACAACAGUCGUGCGGUCGUACUUUGUCGAGGAUGCAACCGUGCGCUUCAUUCUCAAAUCUGGCGCGCCGUUUCCUCCAACCGAAUCUGUGACAUCGUCGCGGCCCGGAUCGACAACAUACACCGUUACGACUUGUCGCCGGAAUUUCUCCGACUUCGAGAAUCUGGCUAAAUGGCUUGCAGUGGAACAUCCAGCAUCUUAUAUGCCGUCUCUCUCGGAUUUCCGGAAUCCAUUCCAGAUCCACUCGAAGCCAUCGCGGUCCGUGCUCCAUGAUCUCCAAGAAAGACUGGACCGGUUCCUGAAGACCCUUCUCGCCCAUCCAACCUUUUCAACCCACGAAAUGCUGUGGGAGUUCUUCCUCGUUCCGGAACUUCAGCCUGAGAUGGUUGCAGACCGAUCGUACAGCAAGGCUGCCGUGCUCGCAGAGACCAUCGCGGAUGAAUAUGCGCCAGUCUCAAUGGAGGGCAUGCGCGACACAGAGCAGUUUAUCACCCACGCGCAGGACAUGGUGCGUGGUGUACACGUCAACACGCGUUCCCUGAUUCGUCGAGGAUACGCGCUACAGAAUGGAACAUCAGAUCUGGCUGAUGCGGUGAUGAUAUGCUCAUCUAUUCUUGCUACACUCCGAGCGCCCACCAAUGCACUUCCGGUCUCACAUAUCGAGGCCUUUGCUCGUCGGAUUCCUCCCUCUCUCCUCCAGUACUUGGCAGCUAUUUCCUCUAUUGACAACACAACGGCCGCAAUCCUCAUCUCUCUAUCCCGUCCGCUGACCCUUAUGUCCUCCCUCUCAUCAACAAACCGCCAUAUCUCUCGCUCUCGCUCUUCGCUCCUCUCCUCCUCCCUCCCCCGCAAAUUCAAUCUAAACCUGCCAGGCUUCGAGGAGUCUCGCCAAAAGUCCGUCCGAGACCUUGAACAAAAGAUUCGCGAUGGCGAAUCCGAGUCUACUCGGCUAGCAAAGGAGGUCUCGUGGAACAAGGAUGUUGUCGUUGGCGAACUCGCUGGCUGGACCUCAUGGCGGGAAAGGGUCGGCCGCGAGGCCAUCCGAACCUUUGUCAAGGAUACCCUUGUCCGCGAAAAGGAGCGCGGCAAACGCCUUGAACGGUGCCUACGCAGUGUGCGCGAUAUGAAUGCAUGA